This is a messenger RNA of Punica granatum (pomegranate), 9156 nucleotides long. Lineage: Eukaryota; Viridiplantae; Streptophyta; Magnoliopsida; Myrtales; Lythraceae. The record is from RefSeq and is a predicted model, not a curated record.
UGUUGUCUUCUCUGUCUCACAGAAAUUGACAGUUUAACCUCUCGAAGAAGAAGAGGAGAAGACGGAGCUUCUCCCGCCGCGUUCAGAUCAACGAAUGAAGCACGCCUCCCGCAUUGAGAGCGAGCUUGAGUGCGAUUGACGCUUACUCCUUCCUAAUCGGACCAAUCCCCGCUCCCUUCAGAUCUAAACAAGCAAGUUCGAGGUGGUGCUGAAUUGAAUUGAAUUGCCGCUUGGUUUGUUGCUUGGAAGCUUUUCCGAUCGCGUUUGCUCUCUGCGCAACCCCCCUGCUAGUUUGGCUGUUCUGUGGCAGUUAGGGCUCAAGCGAGUGCUUUUAAAGUUCUGUUUGCCGGGGCGAAAUGGAGGAAAAUCGUUGGAUUCUAUUAAGGGUUUUGAUCUGAAAUCUGCGGCUUCCGAGAUAGCUGCUCCCAUAGUUGAGUGGUAAUGAUUCUGGUGAUCUGAGGGAAUUCUGUCGGGGAAGAAUCGGCGGCCCUGUGAAUGGAGAAGAACAAGAACAGGACUGAUCUCCUCGCAGCUGGACGUAAGAAGCUUCAACAAUUCCGCCAGAAAAAAGAUGGAAAGGGAGAAACUAGCCAAGGAAAAUCCACAAAGAAGCCCAGUAAAUCAGAGCAGCUUGAGUCUAAUGCAGUUGAUGCCGCCUCCAAACCACAAGAUAUUGACGUGGAAGCUGCUUCACAGUGCGUUGAUCCUGCUGUGAUACCUGCAUCUAGUUCAGUGCCACCUGCAUCAGACAAUUCAGUGGUUUCUGAAGUACCCAGUGUGUCUUCGGAAAUUCGUACAGUUGCUGGGCCAUCUUCGAGAGAUUUAGAUGCAGAUAAACCCAUCUCAUCUGCAGGACAGGUUGAAGGAGAAAGUACUAGUGUGGGAACAGUCGAUGGUGAAUUUUCAUCUACAGAAGUCCCUGAAGUUCUGGACUCUGAAGAGAAACUUCCUCUUAUCAGUAUACCCCCCAGUGCAAGUAGUGUUGCUCCAGCUAGUAUUGAUGAUACGCCAGGGGAAACAGCUGCUGCGGACAGCAUGGAGAGUACAGAAGAUGAGGAGUCAUUGCUCUCGCAUGAAUAUAUAUUGGUUGGAUCCUUGAAAAAUGCGAAGGGAUCUCAGGUAGGGGCAAUGCAAGAAGCUGAUACUUUGGGUCCAGCUCAAUUUAGUGGAGAUGGUGAGCUGGACCAUGGCGCAGAUAGAAGGGCCCCAGUGUCCGAACUUGCAGUGACUUCAGAACUGCAAUGUUUCCCCAAGUCAACCUCAGGACAUGUUGAAGAGGCAAGAUAUGAAAUGGUCCAAGCAGAAGAGUCUUCUGCAUCAGCUGUUCUUGCUCACGGCUGUGAUGAGUUUUCCCAUCCUUCCUCAUCUGUGCUUGAAGCAGAUGGAUUUUCGAAAAUUAGUCACGAAUGCGGAGAUCAGGAGAGGGAAGAUAGAACUGGUAUUGAGAACUCGGUCUUUAAUGAAUGUAGUAGUUUAAAUAGGAAAUGUGAUGAAACCGAUGUGAACGUCAGAGAACUCAAAGAGCGAUGUCAAGAUUUGGGUGGUCAAGGAUAUAAAGGCAAUAGCUGUGAAGGCCAUUUGGAAAGUGAAAGUGCAACAUCAACUGGGUUAACUGUAUCCCAGUGUGCCGAUUCUGGCUCGAUUAGCCUUUCCCAACUCAUAGAUGUGGUAAAGAGACUUGGAGAAGAUGACUAUAAUUUACUGCUGGCAUCCAGAUAUUUUGUUUCUGAUGGAAAUGCCCAGAGAAAUGGUGGCGCAGUGGUUCCAGAGUGCAUCCAUCCAAGUGUCAUCGAGCAGUUUGAAGAAGAAUUAUUUUUGGCUAAUAUCACAACAGAUGUGCUUUGCUGGCAACUUGAGGAAAAUUCCAAGUUUCAGGUGGGAUUUCAUAGCUGUCAGCAGCAGUUUGUUAAUGAGAUUUCCAUGCUUCAUAAUUCAGUAGAUGCAUUUAGUGAGAAGAAUGAGAGCCUAACUGAGGAGCUUGUAUUGUUGAAAUCUGAACUUCAGGCUGUUAUUAGUGGGAGAGAUGAUCUCCAAAACCAGCUGCAUGCUAAGAAGUUGGAAGCUGAGGAACUUCAUGAGAGAGUACAUGGACUCCAGACUGCUCUGGAAGAUUUACAGCAGAAUUUUUUGAGUCAGUCCAUUGAAUUAGCUGAUUGCAAGAGUGCAUUAGCAGCACUUCAGAUGGAAAACCAUAAACUAAGCAGGGAUGUUGCAUCUGUUACUGAGGAGUGGAACAUACAGGAGGAGGAAAAGAAAAACAUGUCCCAUGUAAAUGAGAAGCUGUCCAUUGAAUUAGCUGAGUACCAGAAUAUGGUAGCCAGUUUCAGGGGACAACUUUCAAUAUUAGAUGAUGCUCUUUCUUCAGCGACAGAUAGAGGCAACAAACUUGAGGAAGAGAAGGAAGGCCUUGUGCAUGAAAAUGAGAGGCUAUACACUACUUCAGCUGAUUCCAAGCGUUUGCUCGAGGUAUUGCAGAUUGAGAAAGACAACUUCUCAGAGAGCCUUGGCGCAGUGUCAAGGGAGCUGGAAAAGACCAAGGAGGAGCGGGAGUUUUUCGGUCGUGAGUGUGAGAGACUCUCAUCCGAGCUUCUUCUCAUUAAGGAGCAGUUUUCCUCAGAAAAGGAAGGGCGCAUGCGGAGUGAGGAUGAACUGAAAGAAAAAAUAAUUAGCCUUGAAAAGCUUGCAGAGGAAAACAGGUCUCUCGGCAGCACCAUAGAUAUGUAUACAGCCAAGAUAAGUGACUUAAAUAACAAGCAAUUCCAAGCAGAUUCGUUUGCUGGGGAUGCUGUUAACCAAUUUCAAAAUUUUGAUGAAGCCCUCAUAAACCAAGUCUAUGGAGCUACCUUUCCAGUAGCCGAGUCAGUAUUGAGUCAGCAGACAAUGUGGCCUCCUGUUGAGCUUGUUGGUCAGCAAAUCUCCGCUGCUUCCUCUGCAUUUGAAGCUCUGAGGGGACACUCAUUGGAACUUGAUAAGAUGCUGCAGAAACUUGAAAAGGCGAUUGAGGGGAUGCAUUCUAAUUCCACAUACCCAAACAAGUCAGAUGAAGGGACUGGGCCUGGGAUAUCAAAACUGAUCCAAGCCUUUGAGUCGAAGGGACAUCUCAGUGAGCAAAACCAAGAGACAGAGUCUUUAAUGGAAGAUCAGUCACAUGUAGAUCCAUAUAUGUCAUCGAGGGAGCAAAUCAGAAAUUUGAAAAUGAUGGCUAAGCAAUUGGGUCUUGAUGUCGAGCAUGCUACUCUGCUGUUCAGUAGAGAGCUUAAGCACAGGAGGACCACAGAUGUCAAAGUUGAGCAGCUGGGGGCUCAAAGUGAGAUCUUCAAGGAACAUGCGGACUCUAUCCAUGCACUCAGCAUUGAGCUUGGAGUUUUGUACGAAGUGAUAAAGCAACAACUGUAUGACAGUGAAAUCAAGAAAACUCAGCUUGAGACUGUAUGUGAAGAACUUAAGCUGCAAGAUAUCCCUCUAAGAGCAGAAAACAAUCAGCUUAUUUUGAAGCUUAAAGAUUAUGAAUCCAAAGUUAGCAAUUUGCAAAAUCAGUUGCAUGACUUGCAGCACACUUCAGGGGACAUUGAAUCUUUCUUGGUUGGACAAUUGGAAACUUUGCAAAGAGAGGCAGCUGAAAGUGCAGUGAUAAGCCAGCUAAGGUGGACAGCUGUCGCUUCUGAAGUUUUUGAAUCAGUUCAGAAGCUUGAGGCCUAUACGUCAUUGAUAUCAGCUCGAACUUUUCAUGAUGUGGAUUUGGGUAGAUAUGUGGCUUCUUCCAUUAGUGCGGCUAUCAAGGUGAUUGAAGACUUGCAGGAAAAAUUGAAAUGUGUUGACAAAGAUCAGAAAGCAUUUGACGACCUGUACCAAGAAGUGAAUGAGAAAUUGCUUAUUUCGCAGGGAAAGAGUGACUUGGCUAUUAGUAGACUGCACAGCAUCUAUGAUAAGCUUAGAGAACUUGUGUUGUCCUCAUCUGGGUCCAUGGAACAAUAUGCGGUACAAACAGAAGAAAAAGAAGUGUCAGAUACUCUAGAUGACAGUAAUUAUGACUCUCUUUUGGAAAGACUGAGAAGUAUUCUGGGUGAGAGGCAGCAAAUUGGGUCUGAAGUUAUUGCCCUUCAGUCCAAGCUAUCUGCUAGAAUGCAGGAUAUCCAGGAAUUGGAAGCCAGAUGCAUUGAUAUGGAUUCAAUUCAUAGGUUGAUAACAGCUGUUGGAGGUGUACUGGAGCUGGAGGCAGCAGAAUGCAAUUUGAGUGAACGCCCACUUCGCCUUUUGGAGUCACUUAUUCAUGCUCUAUUUAAGAAAUGUGCAGAGGCAAAUAAGCAUAUUGGUCUUUCCAGUGAUGAUAUGGAAUAUAACAGGGUGCAAUUAACAGAAUUGCAGGAAAAGUUGAACCAAUCAAGCUCUUUGAAUCUUCAGCAUGAGGGUGAAAUCCUUAUUCUGAGGGAAAGCUUGACCCAGGCUGAAGAAGCCCUUGUUGCUGCUCGAGCAGAACUAAAGGAGAAGGCUGUUGAACUGGAGCAAUCAGAACAGCGAGUAUCUUCUAUCAGAGAAAAGCUGAGCAUAGCAGUUGCUAAGGGGAAAGGUUUAGUUGUACAACGAGAUCAUCUAAAGCAGAAACUUGCAGAGACAUCCGGUGAACUUGAAAAAUGCUUGAAGGAGCUAGAGUUGAAAGAAGCUAGAGUCCAUGAGGUUGAGGCUAAACUGGUGAGUUAUUCAGAGGCAGGUGAGCGUGUGGAAGCUCUGGAAUCUGAACUCUCAUACAUCCGCAACUCAGCUACAGCUUUAAGGGAGUCAUUUCUUCUGAAAGAUUCAUUGCUGCAAAGGAUAGAAGAGAUUUUGGAAGAUCUUGAUCUGCCUGAGCAUUUUCAUUUCAAAGACAUAAUUGAAAAAGUGGAUUGGUUAGCAAGAUCAGUCACUGGAAAUGCUUUGCCUCCUGCUGAUUUGGAUCAGAAGAGCUCAGUGGGAGGUUCAUACUCAGAUACUGGUUUUGCAGUCAUGGAUGCCUGGAGAGAAGACAUGCAGCCAAGCUUGAACCCAAGUGAUGACCUGCGAAGAAAAUAUGAUGAACUGCAGGGUAAAUUUUAUGGGUUGGCCGAGCAAAAUGAGAUGCUUGAGCAAUCAUUGAUGGAAAGGAACAAUUUGGUGCAGAGAUGGGAAGGACUUCUGGACAGGAUCAAUGUGCCUAUGCAUGUGCGGUCUGUAGAGCCAGAGGAGAAGAUUGAGUGGCUGGCCAAUGCACUUUCUCAGGCUCACCAUGAUAGAGUGUCUCUUGAGCAGAAGAUUGAUGAAAUUGAAACAUAUUGUAAUUCACUCACCUCUGAUCUUGAAGAUUCUCACCAUAGAAUAUCAAACCUUCAGAAUGAGAUUGAUGUUCUUGUGCGUGAGAGAGUGGAUCUCUCUCAAAGAUUGGAGAUGUUGACCCAGAAUAAUGAGGAACUUUCUGGUAAGGUCCAUCAUUUCGAGGUUGAGAAAGACAAUCUGCUGUCUGAAAGGAGUCAAUUGCAUGAAGAAUUAGCUCGGAAGGUUGAAAAAAAGGAGAAUGCCCAGAGAAUUGAACAGGAGAUACGAAAGUUGCAAGAUAUGGUUAGUGAAGUGUUGCUUGAUCAGGUUACAGAGGAUUUCUGUUCUGGUGGCUCAAAUAUUGAGAUCUUGGCUGUAUUGCUGAAGAAACUUAUUGAGAAAUAUGCUGCUGUUUCUUCUGAUCCCUUGGUUUCAGAUGGAGAUGUACCUGUUAAUAGGAAUGCUGAUGCAGCUGGCCCCAAACUAAGAACAAGAGAGACAAUGGACACAGAGGAACAGAACCAGGGGAUUGUGGUGUUGAAGAACAAGGUAGAGGAUGCUUUGGGGGAAUUGAUGCAGGUGAAGGAGCAGAGAGACGAGUUCUUGGAGAAGAACAACUCCUUGAUCGAUCUAGUUGGAGCUCUAGAGAGGAAACGUGAUGAUUUGCAAAGCCUACUUGACAUGGAAGAGCAGAAAUGUGCUUCUGUUAAAGAGAAGCUGAAUGUUGCUGUUAGGAAAGGAAAGUCCUUGGUGCAGCAGCGCGAUGUUUUGAAAAAUACCAUUGAAGAUUUGAACACUGAAGUUGAUAGGUUGAAAUCUGAGGUCAACCGCAGGGAAGAUGCUCUUGCCAGGUAUGAGCAAAGGAUCCAGGAGCUGUCCUCUUACCCACAGAGAGUGGGUGCUCUUGAAUCUGAGAUUUCUUAUUUGAAGAAUCAGUUAACAGAAGCUGAGCGCUAUUGGCAAGAUAAAGAACACAUGAUGGGCUUGAUUUUAAGAACUUUGGCAGACAUUGAUGUAGGAGUGCAAGUUGAUUCUAGUGAUCCUGUUGAGAAAUUAAAACAAAUUAAGAAAAUGUGCUCUGACUUGCGGGUGGCUGCGGUAUCCCUUGAACAGGAGUCAAAGAAGUCAAGAAGAGCUGCAGAGCUACUACUUGCAGAGUUGAAUGAAGUUCAAGAGAGAAAUGAUGGUCUGCAAGAGCAGAUAGCAGAAGCAGCCUCUGAAAUUACCAGACUUUCUGAGGAAAAAGAUGCAGCUAUUUUUCAAUUGAAUGAUUUAUCAUGUUAUCAGUCAGAGGAAAAAAGGAGCAUCUUUUCAGAGCUUACGAAGUUGAAGUCUGCAGUAGGGCUGCUCAGGAAGGUCUUCUCUGAUUUUGAAAGUUCAAUGACUGAUGUUCUGUCACGUGACAGAGAGAUCCUUAAAAUGGUAGAAACAGCAAUUGGGUCAAGUCUACAGCAAAAUGAGGCUAGUGAUGAUGGGAUAAGGCUGACUAUCUCCAGCAUUUUUGGGGCUUUAGAUCUCCAUAAAUUUCAUCAGGAGAACUUCCCAUUCGCCUAUCCUGAGGCAGACUCCAAGAUGUUGGAGCAGCUUGACGGGAAUCUUCUCGAAGACUGUAGUUUUGUUGGAAAUCACCUGCAAGACUUCUUUUUAGGAUUUGGGGUUCUCAAGGAAAGUUUGAAAAAACACUUGGCGCAAUUGCAAGAACAAGCUACCAGUCUUUCUGAAAAAUUGAGUGUUGUUUGCCAUGAAAUAGUCUCUAGAAAGGAGUCAUCUGAAGUAACGGAGAAAGAUAUAAAACAUCUUAUAUCAGCUCAUAAAGAAAAAGACAUGGCAAUUGUUUCCUUGCGUAGGAACAUGGCCUUGCUCUAUGAAGCAUGCUCUAUUUCUCUCAUGGAAAUUGAAAACAGCAAUGCUGCAUUGACUGGUAACAGUUUGUCCAUCGAAGAUCGGGGAGUUAACAGGAAUGCAACAAUAUUUACCUCUGAAGGAUUUUCUUCUAAUGAUCAUGCUCAUCUCUCCUCUGAGGAGUCUGUCAGUAGUUUUGCAGACAGAAUGAUCUCAGCAGCAAAGUCUUUAGCUUAUGCCAAAGCUGACAUUAUGGAAAUUACCCUAAAGGAGUUGAAGAACAGAGUUGCAGAUUUGCAGAAAGAGCUUCAAGAGAAGGACAUCCAGAAGGAUAGGAUUUGCAUGGAGCUUGUCGGUCAAAUCAAAGUAGCUGAAGCUACUGCAACGGGUUACUCGUUAGAUCUUCAAUCAACGAAAGCUCUUGUGCUUGAUUUGGAGAAGCAGGUAAUGGCAGCGGAGGAACAACGGAGCUUAUUGGAGGAAAAGGUGCGGAGAAUGCAAGAUGGGGAAGUGGCUGCUCAAGAGUUACAGGAGAGGCUCAGAUUGCUGACAAAAUUGCUGGCUUCGAAAGACCAAGAAAUUGAGGCCCUGAUGCAAGCACUUGAUGAGGAGGAGUUGCAGAUGGAUGAUUUGACGAAAAAGAUUGAAGAGCUGGAGAGUGUCGUACAACAGAAGGAUCUGGUUGUGAAGGACCUAGAAGUAUCUCGGGGAAAGGCUCUGAAAAAGCUUUCUGUAACUAUGAGUAAAUUUCAUGAGCUUCACCAUUUCUCCACUAGUCUUCUUGCUGAGGUUGAGAAGCUUCAAAUACAAAUGAAAGAAAAGGAUGCCGAGAUAUCUUUCUUAAGGCAAGAGGUCACUAGGUGCACCAAUGAUGUUCUUGCUGCAACACAGUUGAGCAACAAUAGAGAUUCGGGGGAGUUAUUUGAGUUCUUGACAUGGUUCGAUAGCAUGAUCUCCCGGGUGGCGUCAUACGAACUUGAUUAUGAGAAAACUGAUCAAGUACAGGAGUACAAGGAGCUGCUUCAGAAGAGGUUGGCAUCUGUUGUAUCUGAGUUGGAGAGUUUGCGUGUUGCAUCUGAAAACAAGGAUGCAUUGUUGCAAGCUGAGAGAAGUAAAAUAGAGGAGUUGAAGCGGAAUGAACUAACUCUUGAAAAGUCUUUACGUGAGAAGGAAUCACAAUUGAAUUUGCUCCAAGGCUCUGAAGAUUCUGGACGUGCAAGUGGCUUGACUUCUGAAAUUGUGGAAAUUGAACCAGCGAUUAACAAGAGAGCAGUCUCUGUCUCCACUGCUCCUCAAGUUCGUAGCUUAAGGAAACCUAAUAACGACCAACUUGCAAUUGCCAUUGACAUGGAUCCAGGCGGCAGUACUAGGUUAGAAGAUGAAGAUGAUAAUAAAGUUCAUGGAUUCAAGUCCCUUGCAACAUCAAGAAUUGUCCCAAAAUUUACGAGAGGCGUGACAGACAUGGUUGAUGGGUUGUGGGUUUCUUGCGAUCGGGCAUUGAUGCGGCAACCUGUUUUGCGGCUUGGUAUAAUCAUCUAUUGGGCUGUAUUACAUGCACUACUUGCUACUUUCAUUGUAUAACGGGGGAAGCUGGUUCUUUGGUUCUACUGAGCGAUGGUUGAACCAAUUCUAGUAGGUACCAAAUUCCUUAAGUAAUUCUUUCUUCUGAAGUCCCCAAUUUAGCCAUGGUCAGAGAUUGAUUGAUUGAUUGUUUAUCUUAACCAAGCUACUGUGGUUUUUCCUCUGUGUUAUUGUUUUUUUCAUGAAAGUCUCAGAAUGCUUGGUUGCAUUUAAUAAAAAGUGGGAAGUCUUGCAGAGCAGAUACUUUCUUGACAAUAGGUAUACGAAGGCUGCCAUUUUUCUCUUUUGGUAUUAGCCUUCUCCCUUGAAAUAGGUAAAGGCUGUAAAUCUUCAUCAGUUAUACGGCUUCUGUAACUCAGUACAUUCAGUAUGUUAUAUGCAAAACUGGCCAUGCUUGGGAAUAUUUAAGGAUGUAAUCAAACUGUGACUAGCCAAUUGAUAAAUGAAAUAUGGUUGGGUUCAGGUUGA